AUGGAAGCUAACCAGCUAAAUAUCGUUGAAACGAAAACUGCCCUUAUUUCUGGAGUGCAAGAUGAGAAAAUAGUCCCUCUGAUGGAGGACGAAGAUUAUGAGCAGGAGGAGCACAUCGAUAGUCUUAUACAGGAUCUCGAGUCCACAGAUGGCGAUGACAUUGUCUACAACGUCAGAAAGAGCAUAGAAGGUUCGAUCAAGCGUGCCAGCGCUGGACGAGGACCACCAAUUAUCACCAGCCUUGAGACCGGUCUCACAGACGACCAGGCAUCAAUCCUCCGAAAAAGACAUGGCCCUAACCGAAUGAAAGAGGCAAAAGAGAACAUGUUCCUUAAAUUUCUAUCUUAUUUCGUGGGUCCCGUUCAGUUUGUCAUGGAGGCCGCUGCUAUUUUGGCAGCUGGGCUGAAAGACUGGGUGGAUUUUGGAGUCAUUUGCGCUCUUCUUCUGCUAAACGCCUCAGUAGGCUUUAUCCAGGAGUAUCAAGCAGGUUCAAUAGUGGAUGAACUGAAGAAGACGCUAGCCCUAAAGGCGACUGUGCUCCGUAAUGGGACCCUGAUUGAAAUAGACGCCACGGAGGUUGUACCAGGAGAUAUUCUUAAAAUAGAUGAGGGCACGAUCGUGUGUGCUGAUGGCCGAGUCGAAACGCUCAACUCCCUUCAGGUUGACCAGUCUUCAAUCACCGGUGAAUCCCUAGCAGUUGAUAAGCGCAAGGACGAUGUCUGCUUCGCAUCAUCUGUUGUAAAACGUGGGGAUGGAUACCUCCUUAUCACAGCCACUGGUGACAAGACUUUGGUCGGAGAAACUGCGGCGUUGGUUAAUGCAUCAUCUUCCAACAUCGGCCAUUUCACAGAAGUGCUGAACCGUAUUGGUGCUGUCCUUCUAAUAUUGGUGAUACUAACGCUGAUCAUCGUUUGGGUUUCGUCCUUCUAUCGUUCAAACCAUACUCUUACUAUACUCGAAUUCACUUUGGCCAUCACGAUGAUCGGAGUCCCGGUUGGCCUUCCGGCUGUUGUUACCACUACCAUGGCGGUAGGUGCGGCGUAUCUGGCGAAGAAACAAGCUAUAGUACAAAGACUAUCCGCCAUAGAAUCUCUAGCGGGCGUGGAGAUAUUGUGCUCUGACAAAACCGGUACUCUAACGAAGAACAAAUUGUCCCUUUCGGAACCUUAUACAGUCGCUGGUGUUGACCCUGAUGACUUGAUGUUGACUGCAUGUUUGGCUGCUUCGAGAAAGAAAAAGGGUAUGGACGCCAUUGACAGAGCUUUUUUUAAAGCUCUUCCUGACUAUCCACGCGCCAAAUCAGCUCUUACCCAAUACAGGGUGCGUGAAUUUUGUCCCUUUGAUCCUGUCUCGAAGAAAGUGACAGCAGUUGUGCUGUCUCCACAGGGUCAGGAAAUAAUUUGCGUGAAAGGAGCACCUUUGGUGGUUUUGAAUACCGUCCUAAAAGAGCAGCAAGUUCCAGAACAUGUCGAUAUAGAGUACAAGAAUAAAGUGAGUGAGUUUGCAGUUCGUGGGUUCCGCUCACUUGGGGUCGCUCGAAAGCGUGGGGAUGGGCCGUGGGAAAUACUUGGGAUAGUACCAUGCUCAGACCCCCCGCGACACGACACAGCGAAAACCAUAAGCGAGGCAAAGACCCUAGGCUUAUCGAUCAAAAUGCUUACGGGCGAUGCUGUUGGAAUAGCCCGAGAGACUUCACGUCAGCUGGGGCUAGGGACUAAUGUCUACAACGCGGAAAGACUUGGUCUUGGUGGCGGGGGAACAAUGCCCGGGUCGGAGGUUUAUGACUUUGUCGAAGCCGCUGAUGGGUUCGCAGAGGUUUUCCCCCAGCACAAGUAUAACGUUGUGGAGAUCCUGCAGCAGCGUGGAUACUUGGUUGCAAUGACAGGGGAUGGUGUUAAUGAUGCCCCAUCAUUGAAGAAGGCCGACACUGGAAUCGCCGUAGAGGGCGCUUCAGACGCUGCGAGAUCUGCUGCUGAUAUUGUCUUCCUCGCGCCAGGUCUGUCUGCGAUAAUUGAUGCGCUCAAAACGUCCCGUCAAAUUUUUCAUCGAAUGUAUGCAUACGUAAUAUACCGGAUUGCAUUGUCUUUACAUCUCGAAAUAUUCCUUGGCCUUUGGAUUGCAAUCAUGAAUGAAAGUCUCAACCUACAACUUGUGGUGUUCAUUGCCAUCUUCGCAGACAUCGCAACUUUGGCAAUAGCCUACGAUAAUGCACCCUACUCGAAGACCCCGGUAAAAUGGAACCUUCCUAAACUUUGGGGAUUGUCUGUCGUACUUGGGAUUGUGCUCGCAGUGGGCACCUGGGUUGCGCUUACGACGAUGUUAAAUGAAGGGGAGCACGGUGGAAUUGUGCAGAACUUUGGGAAACGCGAUGAAGUCCUGUUCCUUGAAAUAUCACUGACAGAAAAUUGGCUGAUCUUUAUUACCCGGGCUAACGGCCCUUUCUGGUCGUCUUGCCCAUCAUGGCAGUUGUUAGCGGCCAUUGUGGUAGUAGAUUUAGUCGCAACGUUCUUCUGCAUCUUUGGCUGGUUUGUUGGUGGCCAAACUUCCGUUGUAGCCGUCUUUCGCAUCUGGGUCUUUUCAUUCGGCGUGUUUUGCAUCAUGGGAGGGAUUUAUUAUCUAUUACAGGGGUCUACGGCUUUCGACGAUAUCAUGCAUGGCAGAAGCCCGAGAAGACGCGAAGGGACGAGACGUUCGUUGGAAGACUUUCUGGUUGUGUUGCAAAGAGUGUCAAGCCAGCAUGAGAAGAGCUCAUUGAGCCCCGAAAACGGGCAAGCCGGUCGUCGAGGUUGA
Molecule: messenger RNA, 2790 nt
Organism: Aspergillus ochraceoroseus IBT 24754
Lineage: Eukaryota; Fungi; Ascomycota; Eurotiomycetes; Eurotiales; Aspergillaceae
Product: plasma-membrane proton-efflux P-type ATPase
Exons: 4
Coding region: 1-2790 (929 amino acids)
Biological process (GO): regulation of intracellular pH; proton export across plasma membrane
Cellular component (GO): plasma membrane
Molecular function (GO): P-type proton-exporting transporter activity; ATP binding; ATP hydrolysis activity
Source: RefSeq, a predicted model, not a curated record